Molecule: messenger RNA, 435 nt
Organism: Cladocopium goreaui
Lineage: Eukaryota; Dinophyceae; Suessiales; Symbiodiniaceae
Source: the annotation of a GenBank genome assembly
AUGGCAAAUCCUUUGGUCAUGCAGAAGACGGACCAAAAGACUGGUCGCAUUGUAGAAGGGACUUCGAAACGCGAGGCAUCGUCGCCGCCUGCUGGUCAGCCCGAUCAAAAACAGGCCAAAGCAGCUCCAACUCUGCCCCCAACGCGGGUGCUGUUGUUGAACAAUAUGGUUGGUGCUGGCGAUGUUGACGAGGACCUGGAAGAAGAGACAGCAGAGGAGGCGAGCAAGUAUGGCAAGCUAAAAAAGUGCGUGAUCAAGGAGUUGUCUGGUAGACCGGAUGACGAGGCUGUUCGAAUCUUCUUGGAGUAUGAGGAUGUUGCAAGUGCAACAAAGGCUUUCGCAGAUUUGAACGGUAGAUACUUUGGUGGAAGAACUGUGCGAGCUCGAUUCUUCGACGAAAAGCUCUUCGCCGAGGGGCAGUUUGAAGCAGGGUGA